UGAAUUCACUUGAGGGAGGGCCCGUUACUUUCUGGAAGUAUCUUGAGAGGAAAAUAACAGUAAGCUAUUUUUUUUCUUACAAAAUGACAUUUAAAGCAAAGAUAUGUUGCAUCCGGUAGGACGGAGUUCGGAAAUACAAGUCACCAAAGUUUGUAUCCAAAAUUCACAUAUGCACCCAUUUGAAGUGAUCCUCCCAUGCUCUUGAACGCAUCACGGGAGCAAGAGCGGCGUGCGUCACUUGCCGCGCUCAAGUCACUUGGCUCGCCGCCCGCCUCAUCACAAAGCGCGUCGUCCGCUGGAGGUUAGUUUUGACAUUUUUCUUCAUCUGCCAUCAAAUGAAAUCAUUUGAAUCGAAAUCACUUGUGCUUGCCCUUUGCUGGGUGUCACCCAAAGGCCUGGCAUCCGCUCUUGCUGUCAACUUGAAAAAGCUGAAAGGUCUCGGAAAGGUCUCGGCCAGCCGGCACGCUGGCAUCUGACCUUAGCGUGCGGAGUGGCCCCCGCCCGCCCGCUCAAGGGCCACACCUUGCGCGAGUAGAGCGGCUGGCGUUGAAGCCGUUUCCGCCUUUGGCGGUUCCGAACGACCCCCGUUGCAAAGUGUCGAGUCGGCAAGUCGGCCGAGGGGAAGUGAGAUGACUGGAGGAAGUUGAGCUUAGUGGGAGGAGCUUCAACGUUCAUUUGAAUGAGCCACUUUGGGUUUGGUGACACGCACGUGUUCGCACCUCAACAUCUCACUUCCCUUUUGCGCACCAACUUUGGCCCCUCCCUGAGUUUCAGCGCCCGCCAAAAAGAUUUUCGUGUUUCUCUUCCUGUCCCAAAACCUACGGCCACGCGUGUGAAUGUUCCCGCCGGACGUUUCGGAUUUCAUCUCUAUUAAUAGCGGCACAUGCGCGUCAGGCAGGCCUCAAAUGUCACAAGCGUGCCAUUGGCGGCUUCCGGAUGGCGUCAAAAUGAACAAAUGGAGCAUUGCCUUGGACCAUUCACAGCGUGCUCAUCUGCUGUGAUGUCAUAGCGCUGUCGUCGUUCUCCGUAUAGGUCCUGUGGAGGCCAACCUCCUCCUCCUCCUCCCCCUCCCCCCUCUGCCCGCCGUGUCUCUGGCAGGAACUAGGGCAGCUCGUCGUCUGUCGAGGAAAGUCCGCACGGAGACCCGCCCGGACGCCAUGUCGCCCUUCCUGCGCAUCGGCUUCUCCAACUUUGAGAUGGACCCGGGCCUGGAGUACCAGGAGGAGGUGCUCAACCCCUACUGCGCCGUUUACAUGAAGGAGGCCGUCGAUACAGCACCGUUUGUGAGUCGCUGCUUCGGCCAGUGACGUCAACCCGAGUCUUGCCUCCCCCCCUCCCUGCAGAAAAGGGCCCGGUGUUCAAGCAGAAGAAGCCCACCAUGUACCCGCCGUGGAGCACCACCUUUGACGCCCACGUGCACCGCGGACGCCUCAUGCACGUGAUGGUGAAGGACCGCACGGCCGAGCUCAAGUCGGAGGCCACCGUGGAGCUGGACUCGCUGGCAUCGCGCUGCAAGAAGGAGAACGGCCGGCUGGAGAUGUGGUUGGAGUUGAAGCCGCAGGGCCGCCUGCUCAUGGAGGCUCGAUACUACCUGGAGAUAAGCGACGCGGCGGCGAAGGCUGACGGCGAAUGUGAGCGCGAGGCUCCGUUUGCCCUCCAUCAUCGGCGCGGCGCCAUCAAACAGGCCAAAAUUCACGAGGUCAAGUGUCACGAGUUCAGCGCCACCUUCUUCCCGCAGCCCACCUUCUGCUCCGUGUGCAAAGAGUUUGUCUGGGGUCUCAACAAACAAGGUUACCAGUGCAGACAGUGCAACGCCGCCAUCCACAAGAAAUGCAUCGACAAGGUCAUCGCCAAGUGCACGGGCUCGGCCGUCAACAGCAAAGAAACCAUGAUCCACAAGGAGCGCUUCAAGAUCGACAUGCCGCACAGGUUCAAGGUGUACAACUACAAGAGCCCCACCUUCUGCCAGCAUUGCGGGACCCUCUUGUGGGGGCUGGCCAAGCAGGGCCUCAAAUGUGACGAAUGCGGCAUGAACGUCCACCACAAGUGCCAGAAGAAAGUGGCCAACCUGUGCGGGGUCAACCAGAAACUGAUGGCCGAAGCGCUGGCCGUCAUCGAGAGCAAGCAGCAGGCCAGGAGCACCAGAGAGAGCGACGUGGUCGGACGGGAAGGUCCCGUGGACAUCAACCGAAUGAUGCGCUCCGGUGCGGCGGAAAGCGCGGCUUCGGCGACGCCUGCGUGGAAAGAGGUGCAGGGUAUUUCCUGGGAGGGGCCGGCCGUCUCCGACACGCCGGCGGCGCGAGAAAACCUUUACGAUUUGCCGUCGCUGGGUCGGCCCAAGUUCUGCCUCGACGACUUUGUUCUGCACAAGACGCUCGGCAAAGGCAGCUUUGGCAAGGUGUUUUUAGCCGAGCUGAAAAAGAGCGGCGAGUUUUUCGCCGUCAAGGCUCUGAAGAAGGACGUGGUUCUGAUGGACGACGACGUGGAGUGCACCAUGGUGGAGAGGAGGGUCCUCUCUUUAGCCUGGGAAAACCCCUUCCUCACUCAACUGCACUGCACCUUCCAAAGCAAGGAGAACCUGUUCUUCGUGAUGGAGUACCUGAACGGAGGCGACCUGAUGUUCCACAUCCAGAAGUGUCACAAGUUCGACCUGCACCGAUGCACCUUCUACGCCGCCGAGAUUGUCUGUGGCCUUCAGUUCCUGCACUCCAGAGGAAUCAUCUACAGGGACCUGAAGCUGGACAAUAUCUUGCUGGACUCAGAGGGACACGUCAAGAUCGCAGACUUUGGGAUGUGCAAGGAGAAGAUGUCGGAGGAGGCCCGCACGUCCACUUUCUGCGGGACGCCCGACUACAUUGCUCCCGAGAUCCUGCUGGGCCAGAAGUACAACCGCUCGGUGGACUGGUGGUCCUUCGGCGUCCUGCUGUACGAGAUGCUCAUCGGUCAGUCUCCCUUCCACGGGCGGGACGAGGAGGAGCUCUUUCAGUCCGUCCGCACCGACGACCCGGCGUACCCCCGCUGGCUGACCCGAGACGCCAAGGACAUCCUCAUCAAGCUGUUUGUCAGGGAGCCCGAGGAGCGGCUGGGAGUCGUGGGAGACGUCAGGCAGCACGCCUUCUUUGGCGCCACCGACUGGAAGGCCUUGGAACAGCGCAAGGUGCCGCCGCCCUUCAAGCCCACUUUGACGUCCCCCAGCGACUGCAGCAACUUUGACAAAGAGUUCAUCAACGAGAAGCCGCGCCUGUCGUGCGCCGACCGCACGCUCAUCAACAGCGUGGACCAGACCAUGUUCUGCAACUUCUCCUUCGUCAAUCCGGCUCAGGCGGCGGCGCGCUGAUCUCCGCCGCCGCCGAGCGAGCAGACUUGAAGGCGCUCCGUUUCGGGCCAAAAUUCCAGCGGCCAAGUAAGACAAAAACUGACAGGUCACUUUGCAGUUGUGGCGCAACUGCUCAGACCUGGCGAGUAGGAAAAUGUUGACCUCCGUUUAUACAUUUGGAUGACCUCCACGUCGUUUCGUCCCGUUGUCGCUAAUUAAACACGUGCUUCAUGA
Messenger RNA from Syngnathus typhle (broad-nosed pipefish), 3550 nucleotides. It is a transcript of the gene prkcq, whose product is annotated as protein kinase C, theta. The record is from RefSeq and is a predicted model, not a curated record. The transcript has 17 exons. Gene Ontology annotation, molecular function: diacylglycerol-dependent serine/threonine kinase activity; ATP binding. Bases 1379 to 3337 code for a protein of 652 amino acids. Lineage: Eukaryota; Metazoa; Chordata; Actinopteri; Syngnathiformes; Syngnathidae. Gene Ontology annotation, biological process: peptidyl-serine phosphorylation; intracellular signal transduction.